Columba livia (rock pigeon) is the source of this 8640-nucleotide messenger RNA. RefSeq names its product netrin receptor DCC-like. Gene Ontology annotation, molecular function: protein binding. The transcript is spliced from 29 exons. The coding region runs from base 500 to 4846 and encodes 1448 amino acids. Lineage: Eukaryota; Metazoa; Chordata; Aves; Columbiformes; Columbidae. Gene Ontology annotation, cellular component: plasma membrane; axonal growth cone; cell surface. The record is from RefSeq and is a predicted model, not a curated record. Gene Ontology annotation, biological process: neuron migration; axon guidance; cell-cell adhesion.
CGCGGCCGCUCGGCCGCGAACCCGGGACCGACCGGGACCGACUCACCGGGACAAACCGGGACCCAGCGCGGCCCCUCCGCCCGCCGCCGCUCCGCCGAGCACCCCCAGCCCCCCAGCGCGCCGCUGCUCCCCUCUCCUCAUUUUUUAGUAUUUGGUGUUAUUUUUCCUCAUCGCGUUGGACAUGGAGCCGCCGCCGCUUUGAUUCCCUUGGUUUUUAUUUUGAUCUUUUUUUCAAGGAUUUUCCUCUGGAUGUUUUCCCAGCGGUGGGAGGACCCUUCCCCAUCCUUCUCCAUCUCCUCGAGUUAGUUCCCUCGGCGCCCGGAGCCUUUUGGACUGAAUGCAACUUUAUUUUCCUUUUCUCUUUUUUUUCCUCACCCUUUCCCCCUUUGCUGAGCGCCCCAAAAAUCCGAAUCGUUUAAAAAAGCAACGAGGGAGGAAAGGCUGCGCCUGCAUGUGCGGCUGCUGCUCAGGAUCCCGCUCCGUAGGUGUGUGGUGAAAUAUGGAGAAUAGUCUUGGAUGUGUCUGGGUACCAAAGCUGGUUUGUCUCCUUUUCGGGUUUACACUGGCGAACCUGCACUCUCCAGUCUCGGGUUCACAGCUCAAGACCUUCACGUCGUUGAGGUUCUUGGCGGAGCCUUCAGACGCCGUCACCGCGCGCGGGGGCAACGUCCUGCUGGCCUGCGCGGCCGAAUCCGACCGAGGAGCCCCCGUCAUCAAGUGGAAGAAAGACGCCGUCUUCUUAAACCUGGCGGUGGACGAGAGGAGGCAACAGUUGGCCAACGGCUCCCUCUUGAUCGAGAACAUCGUACACUCCCGCCACCACAAACCCGACGAGGGUUUGUACCAGUGCGAAGCGUCUCUGGAAGGCGUCGGAGCCAUCAUUAGCCGGGCGGCCAAGAUCACGGUAGCAGGACCACUGAGGUUCCUUUCCCAGACGGAAUCGGUCACGGCUUUCGCAGGAGACACCAUCCUGCUCAAGUGCGAAGUGGUUGGAGAGCCCAUGCCCGUGGUUCACUGGCAGCGGAACCAGGAGGACGUGUCCCCGAACCCGAGUGACCCACGCGUGGCCGUCCUGCCCUCCGGGGCUCUGCAGAUCAGCCGCGUCCAGCACGGGGACAGCGGCAUCUACAGGUGCUUGGCCAAGAACCCGGCCAGUUCUCGCACCGGGAACGACGCCGAAGUCAGAGUUUUGGCAGAUCCAGGUCUGCACCGCCAACAGUUCUUCCUGCAACGCCCAUCGAACGUGGUGGCCAUGGAAGGGAGAGACGCCGUUCUGGAAUGUUGCGUCUCUGGGUACCCCCCUCCCACCUUCACGUGGCUGCGAGGAGACGAAAUCCUGCCCAUCAGGUCCAAAAAGUAUUCGUUACUGGCUGGGAGUAACCUGCUCAUAUCCAACGUGACCGACGAUGACUCCGGGACCUACACGUGUGUCGUCACCUACAAAAACGAGAACAGCAGCGGCUCCGCCGAGCUCUCGGUGAUGGUCCCGCCGUGGUUUUUGGUUCGCCCAUCGAAUCUUUACGCCUACGAGAGCACGGACAUCGAGUUGGAAUGCGCCGUGGCGGGGAAGCCGCUUCCUACGGUCGAGUGGAUCAAGAACGGCGAAGUCGUCAUCCCUAGCGAUUAUUUUCAGAUCGUGGGUGGCAGCAACUUACGGAUUCUGGGCCUGGUAAAGUCAGAUGAAGGUUUUUAUCAAUGCGUAGCUGAAAAUGAAGCUGGAAACGCACAGGCCAGCGCACAGCUAAUCAUCCCGGAGCCGGCUGUCCCAAGUUCCAGUGUCCUCCCCUCUGCCCCCCGAGAUGUGGUCCCUGUUUUGGUCUCCAGCCGAUUUGUCCGUCUCAGCUGGCGCCCGCCCGCAGAAGCCAGAGGCAACAUCCAGACGUACACGGUCUUCUUCUCCAGGGAUGGUGUCAACAGGGAACGGGCAGUCAACACAUCUCAAUCGGGGACGCUCCAGCUUACCGUGGGCAACCUGAAGCCGGAGGAGACGUACACGUUCCGCGUGGUGGCGAACAACGAGUGGGGACCCGGCGAGAGCUCGCAGCCCAUCAAGGUGGCCACGCAGCCCGAACUGCAAGUUCCCGGCCCAGUAGAAAACCUGCGAGUUGUGUCCACGUCACCCACGUCCAUCCUCAUCUCCUGGGAUCCUCCCGCUUACGCCAACGGCCCCGUUCAAGGCUACAGGCUCUUCUGCACCGAGACGGCGACGGGGAGGGAGCAGACGGUGGAGGUGGACGGACUUUCCUACCGCCUGGAGGGGCUGAAGAAGUUCACCGAGUACACCCUGCGCUUCCUCGCCUACAACCGCUACGGCCCCGGCGUCUCCAGCGGGGAGGUGACCGUCACCACGCUGUCAGAUGUGCCCAGCGCGACGCCGCAGAACGUCUCCUUGGAAGUGGUCAACUCCAGGAGCAUCAAAGUCAGCUGGUUGCCUCCACCACCAGGUACUCAAAAUGGAUUUAUUACGGGCUAUAAAAUCCGACAUCGCAAGACGACCCGCAGGGGUGAGAUUGAAACACUGGAGCCAAACAACCUCUGGUACUUGUUCACAGGGCUUGAGAAAGGAAGUCAAUACAGUUUCCAAGUGGCGGCAAUGACGGUGAACGGGACAGGACCCUCUUCGGACUGGUACACGGCGGAGACGCCCGAGAACGAUCUCGACGAAUCGCAGGUUCCCGACCAGCCAAGUUCUCUUCACGUCAGGCCCUUGACCACGAGCAUCGUCAUGAGUUGGACGCCGCCACUCAACCCCAACAUCGUCGUCCGCGGGUACAUCAUCGGCUACGGCGUGGGCAGCCCCUACGCCGAGACUGUGCGGGUGGACAGCAAACAGCGCUAUUAUUCCAUUGAAAACUUGGAGCCGAGUUCGCAUUAUGUGAUCUCCCUGAAGGCCUUUAACAACGCAGGCGAAGGGGUCCCACUCUACGAAAGUGCCACCACCAGGUCCAUGACAGACCCCAUUGAUCCAUUAGAGGUUGAUUUUUAUCCUUUGCUUGAUGAUUUCCCUACCUCAGUCCCAGAUAUCUCCACCCCCAUGCUCCCACCAGUAGGUGUCCAGGCUGUUGCACUUACUCACGACGCCGUGAGGGUCAUCUGGGCAGACAACUCUGUCCCAAAGAACCAAAAGACGACGGAGGUUCGUUUCUACACGGUCCGAUGGAGAACCAGCUAUUCGACGAGUGCGAAGUACAAGUCGGCGGACACGACGGCUCUGAGCCACACGGUGAUGGGGCUGAAGCCCAACACCAUGUACGAGUUCUCCGUCAUGGUCACCAAGGGCCGGCGCUCGAGCACCUGGAGCAUGACGGCCCACGCCACCACCUACGAAGCAGCCCCCACGUCGGCUCCCAAGGACCUGACGGUGAUCACGCGGGAAGGGAAGCCCCGCGCCGUCAUCGUCAGUUGGCAACCGCCCCUGGAAGCCAAUGGAAAAAUUACCGCUUAUAUCCUCUUCUAUACAUUGGACAAGAACUCUCCGAUUGACGACUGGAUCAUGGAAUCCAUCGGCGGCGACCGGCUCACCCACCAGAUCAUGGACCUUAACUUGGACACCGUCUACUACUUCCGGAUCCAAGCGCGCAACGCCAAGGGCAUCGGGCCCCUUUCCGAGCCCGUUUUCUUCCGCACGCUGAAAGUCGAGCAUCCCGACAAAAUGGCCAAUGACCAAGGUCGUCAUGGGGACGGGUCUUACUGGCCGGUGGACACCAACCUGAUCGACAGGAGCAGCCUGAAUGAGCCCCCCAUCGGGCAGAUGCACCCGCCCCACGGCAGCGUCACCCCCCAGAAGAACAGCAACCUCCUCGUCAUCAUCGUGGUCACCGUGGGCGUCAUCACGGUGGUGGCCGUGGUGGCCGUGGCCGUCAUCUGCACCCGGCGCUCCUCGGCGCAGCAGAGGAAGAAACGCGCGACCCACAGCACCGGGAAAAGGAAGGGCAGCCAGAAGGACCUGAGACCCCCGGACCUGUGGAUCCACCACGAGGAGAUGGAAAUGAAGAACAUGGAGAAGCCAACGGGCUCGGAGCCCGCAGGGAGGGACUCCCCGAUGCAGAGUUGCCAGGACAUCACCCCCGGUAGCCACAGCCAGUCAGAAACGCAACUGGGGAGCAAGAGCACCCCCCAACCCACCGGUCCCGAGCCGGAGGACGUUGGCAGCAGCAUGUCCACGUUGGAGCGCUCGCUCGCCGCCCGCCGCGCCACCCGCGCCAAGCUCAUGAUCCCCAUGGAUUCCCAACCAACCAACCCCCCUGUGGUCAGCGCCAUUCCGGUGCCAACGCUGGAAAGUGCCCAGUACCCCGGGAUCCUGCCGUCCCCAACCUGCGGGUACCCGCACCCCCAGUUCACCCUCCGGCCGGUGCCGUUCCCGACCCUCUCCGUGGACAGGACCUUUGGAGCCGCCAGAACCGUCACGGAAGGCCCGGCACCGCAGCAGCCGUCCCUGCUCCCGCAGACGCAACCCGAGCACCCGAGCGGCGAGGACGCCCCGAGCAGAACCAUCCCCACCGCCUGCGUGCGGCCCACGCACCCCCUGCGCAGCUUCGCCAACCCCUUGCUACCUCCGCCCAUGAGUGCAAUAGAACCCAAAGUCCCUUACACGCCGCUUCUGUCUCAAACAGGGCCUAACCUCCCCAAGGCUCAGGUUAAAACAGCAUCCCUCGGCUUGGCCGGGAAAGCCAGGUCGCCUUUGCUGCCCGUCUCGGUCCCCACGGCCCCGGAGGUGACAGAAGAAGGUCACAAACAACCGGAGGAUUCCACCAACGUUUACGAGCAGGACGAUCUAAGCGAACAGAUGGCCAGUUUGGAGGGGCUAAUGAAGCAACUCAACGCUAUCACAGGCUCAGCCUUCUAACGGCUCUUGAUGAAGCGCUAAUUAUCCCGGAACAUUGCAGCAUACCAGCAUUUCACACAUCCCACCCCCAGAAAAUCAUCUUGUUGCCGGUACAACACCUUCAGUGCAAGGAAGAUUCUUAAAGGAAUGCUUAAAAAACAAAAGUAAGAAGAAAAAGGAAAGAAUAAUAAUGGAAAUGUUACGGAACUGUAGAUCUGGCAUCUCAAGUGAUGGAAACGGGUCGAGGCGAAUGGCUUCAUCACCGCAGAGUCGUAGCGAUGCCACCGGGUUGCUCGUUUUGAUCUCCUAGUCUUCGUAGAGCUCAAGUUGUCAUGAUUAACUCAAGGUUUGCUCCGUAGAGGUUUGUAGCUCUUUGUCUAGGUCUAGUCUUACCUCACACAAGUCUGUGUUUAAACACAGACCGUGCCGCUAAUGAGACAGUGUUGUAGGUCACUCGUUUAGGAUUGGGUUUUUUUAAAUACGUAAUUACUGACUACAAAAACACUCGUUAUUAUCACAUCGCCACGCCAAAAAUGUGCAACUUCUCCCAACAGCACAAAAUGAAAAGGCAAAUUCCCCAUUCCUUUUGUCAGCCGUCGCUCAUCUCGCACGAUGAUGGACGUAAUAUGUGGUUUGCUGUGACACGACGAGCUUCAGCUCGUAAUAAACCACAUCUGCCCAUGGUGGCCGAUAAAUUAAUUAGAAAGGGUUUUCUACAAGGCUGAUAUUUCCUGGUUGCGAUGGACGCCACAGACCAUCUUGAGGGAUCCCCUCGCGCUUUAGCGGCGCGGCGCGGUGUUUAUUGACAGCGAUAACUGGCUGAAUUGCCUAAAUUUUGUGUGUGCACACGCUUUAUUGCUAAAUUUUCGGUGGCAUUCAGCGGUAAUCCCUGUUUAUGCAGCUGAAUCACCACCGGGGACCUGAUUUGCAUGUUUAUCAGUUAGGAAGCUGCGAAACCCAAUAAGAGAGUUGCAGAUGAAUUAUUCCAUUCAGCUCUGCCUUUGAUUUCAAGCUUGAGUGGGUCAUAAUUUUAGAAGAGCAUGGAAGGGAUAGGAUCUUUACAACCUAAUAGCUCCUUUUAUUAGGUGGGUAAUUAUAUGUGAAUCUCUGAAUAAAAUAUUUGGAGUAAAAUGGCGCUGCAACAGAAGUAAUAAUUCAGAUUAUUUUCUAUGGCCCCGUGCUGGAAAGGAAAUCGGAUGUCAAGGAGGAAUUCAAAUGCUUCAUUAGGAACCCUAGUGCGCUUGUGAAAAUGCUCCUUUAAAAAUGCCUUGUUAUUCAAUUUACUAAGAUUUUAAUGGAAUAUUUCUCCAGAGUAAGGAAAUUUUGCUUGCGUGGGAGGCUGAGCUUUCAAUUUCUAAAGAUUUGUAACCAAAAACCUCUCCUUAAAAUAAAACACACUGAUCUUUCCCGAUGAACACCCAGCUCAGCUGGUAGACCUGGUAGAACCACGACCUCCAUUUUAACUCCAAGAAAGAAGGUUUUAAUGCAGCUUUUCAACAUCUCCCUGGCCUUAUUUGCAGAGAUUGAAAUAGGAAUAGAAGGUCAAAUGUGUCUUCUCGCUUAGCAUUUAUGAAGUAUCUCCCACCCUGGAUUUGCAGCAGGAGAACAGAAACCACCCCCAGGACUUCGAAGAGCAGCUCUGCACCUUUUUAGUGUCAGAAUACUAAUCCGGGACUAAGUGAGUAAGAAGCCCAGCCUUUCUUCUGCCCUUCAAAGUAUUUCUAGUUUCAGGUUCAGCUCGUUUAAAUUAAUAAGGCCAAGUUGACACCGAACUGAGUCCCCAUGUCCACGGGGACGGACAAUUCUCUCCAUUUGGCUGUUGUCCUUGGAGACGUUCCCAACCUUAGUUUGAGGAUGAUUUUAGUGCAAUUCCAAACUAAUUAGUAAGUGGGCAUUUUAUAUAUUUGCCGUAUGUGUGAACCACAUAACUUGCAAAACUCUAAACGAGUUUUUAGCACAGAACUUGCUCGUUAUAUUUUGCCGACACUCUGUUUAUUUGCGGUGAGCUCAGCUGAGAAUGUCUUAGGAUUUUUAGCCAAUUCACCCUAUUUGUAGCUCAUGACCAUCUCAACCAUGGACACUCUCAGACAAAUAUAAUGAGCUUGUGAGGUUUGAUGUUACAUGGAAGGGCAUUAAUUAGUCCAUACAACGGCGCUGCCAUAAACAAAAAGGGGAUUUUUAAUCGUUUUUCCCUUCUUUUUUUCACUCCGAGACCUAAAAUUGGAGCAACAUCAAUCCCUGAGCUUCUUAUUUUAGGAGCUUUGCCUUUCGCUUAUUUUCAGGAGCAUCUUUUCAUGACCCCUUCUCUUUCCAAUGUGGUGUGGGUAGGAUGCUGCACGUCUGGCUUGGAUCCCUCCUUGACAUUUUUAAAGAAUAUAUUACUUUUUAAAACACUUCUCCAAAGCUUCUGCACAUGUUUACAGCCCCUUCUCACUCCCUUUGACAUCUUUUGCCAAAAAGAAAUAGCGCAACCCACAAAAUAUGAAUAAUAAGAGGCAAAACGAUGGCGUGGAAGGAUGGGAAUGAGUUAAUCAUGAUCCCUUGGGAAGUGUUGGGUGUUUUCUUCUCCCCUCGGAGCUGAUGGGGCAAUUCCUGCUGUAGCUCAUCAAGGAUCCUUCAAAUCCAUGAGUAGAUGCUGGUAUGUCCUGCCCUGAUCGGACAUAAACCACCUUCAGCCAUGACCAUGGUCAAUCCCAAAGUCAAUGGAGAUGAGGCAAGAGUUUUGCAGCAAAACAGCCAAUUUGCAGCCCCCUCGGCCUCAAGUCUGAGCUGGAUCCUUGAAAGCUGGAUGGAAGAAGGCUUUUUAUUUAAAAAAUAAUUGGUUUUCCUGUCAACUUCAUUUCCCUGCAUCCCCAUCACCUGCUCAGCGUCCUGUCCUGUCCAACUGGCUUCUCAGAAGCUCCAUCACCUUUAUUUUUGUUAAUAUUCUCAGCAAAAGGCAUUGACCAUGUCUUCGUUCUGGUCGGGGUUGGCCGGAGAAGACAAGGCAGCCCCCACGGACACGGAUUUCCACGUCGGGACAAGGACCGAUGCUGUUUUUAUCCUUGUAAAAUAGACCCGGCGAUUGCUCCGUCGGCAAAUCGCCGCCGCGUUUGGGACGGGGCGGGGUGGGAGGGUGGACUUUUUAUAAGUAAUAUUUAAUUUAUUAUUUUAGAGUCUUUUCUUUUUGGAUAAUUUAUGAUAUACAAGGGAUACCUGGCUGGAAAAAACUAGAGCAGGCUGUUAAAGCUGCAGUUGUGCCCAUGGCCGCGGGUGCUGGGGAGGAUUUGGGCAGCGGGACCCUGUCGCUGGUCACCGUGUCACCAGUCACCGUGUCACCGGUCACCGCCACAAAGCACCAACUCCAGCCUGUUAUCCCAACGUCCUGGCACUGGGAAAUGCCAUUAAAAGGGCUUUGCGAGGUAAUUCAACAAUUCUUAGCAUACUAGUGAUACGUUUUUUCUGCUAGAAAUGGGUUAUACUCCAGCUUUAACUAGCCUUAGUGUGGAAGAAAAAUAAAGAAGCUUGUUACAAAAGGCCUAAAAAUGGCAUUUUGAGCCUCUAAACGGUUUCUUUCAAUUGUCGGACUCUAGCGUUGUUAACCAAAUUAGAAUAGUGACUGCAAUAUUUAAGUGUAAAUCUUGUUCUAUGAAAGGAAACCUGCUUACAGGUUCCAAACCGACGACUGUUUCUACACACAAUCUUGUAUACUACUACGUGAAGACAAAGGGGGUUUUGUAAUGCACUGUAGAACAGUCCCAGAUUCAUUUUUUUAUAGAAAGGUUAUUCCAAUGGUGCAUUUUUUUGUUUAAUAAAUAAAGUUUUGAUACAAAUUC